ACAUUAUUAGAUAGUAGUAAUUUGGACGGGCAGUUCUCGCCAAACCUCACCAAUUUUCACCAACCCCCCUAAAGCAAUCUGACCUGCGAGAAAAUUUAGCAAAAGCAGCUUGAUUUUUUCAGCUAAGCAUUCAAAAUUUUGAUAUAUUCGUCGAUUUAACUCCUACCCAGUUGAGAAAAUUCCAGUUUCGGUGGGGAAAACUCAAGUUUUCCUCACUUUUGUAGCAUUUCUUGAACUGGGUCUGCCUGGCCGGCGAAAAAGUUGGAAUUUUUUUCUUUUAAAGUUAGUUUUAGCUUCCACCCAGUCGAGAGGAGAUGGAUUCUAGCCCAGAGAAGUUGUCACCUUUCGAUUUGAUGGCUGCGAUCUUUAAUGGAGCUAAAUUUGACGGGUCUAAUUCGUCGGAGUCCGGUGGUCCGUUGCCGCCGGCGGUGGUGGCGAUGCUGAUGGAGAAUAGACAGUUGAUGAUGAUACUGACGACCUCGGUUGCUGUGCUGAUCGGAUGCGUUGUUGCAUUGGUCUGGCGGCGGUCGUCGGCCUCUACCAAGAAAGUGGCGGAGCCGCCGAAACUUAUUAUGACAAAAUCCGUGGAGGAGCCGGAGGAAAUUGAUGAUGGAAGGACAAAAGUUACCAUCUUUUUUGGAACCCAGACUGGUACAGCUGAAGGCUUUGCUAAGGCACUUGCCGACGAAGCUAAAGCUAGAUAUGAAAAGGCUGUUUUCAAAGUAACUGAUUUGGAUGAUUAUGCUGCUGAUGAUGAGGAAUACGAGGAGAAGUUGAAAAAAGAGACUUUGGCUUUUUUCUUCUUGGCCACAUAUGGAGAUGGCGAGCCAACUGACAAUGCGGCGAGAUUCUACAAAUGGUUUGCCGAGGGAAAAGAAAGAGGGGACUGGCUUAAGAACCUUAGUUAUGGAGUUUUUGGUCUUGGCAACAGACAAUACGAGCAUUUCAACAAGAUUGCAAAAGUGGUUGAUGAUCUUUGUGUUGAGCAAGGUGCUAAGAGGCUUGUUCCUGUUGGUCUUGGAGAUGAUGACCAGUGCAUUGAAGAUGACUUUGCUGCAUGGCGUGAAAAUGUGUGGCCUGAGUUGGAUAAACUACUAAGGGAUGGUGAUGAAGCAUCUGUUGCUACUCCUUACACUGCUGCUAUUUUGGAAUAUCGGGUUGUGUUCCACGACAGAUCAGAUUCACCAGUUUUAGAUGAUAGAGCAAAUGGACACGCUAAUGGUCAUGCUGUUAUUGAUGCACAGCAUCCUUGCAGAUCUAAUAUUGCUGUAAGGAAGGAACUUCAUACUCCUGCUUCUGAUCGUUCAUGCACACAUCUGGAGUUUGACAUUUCUUGCACUGGAAUUAAGUACGAAACUGGAGAUCAUGUUGGUGUGUAUUGUGAAAAUCUAAGUGAAACUGUGGAGGAGGCUGAAAGGUUACUGAAUUUGCUGCCAGAGACGUACUUCUCCAUUCACACUGAUAAAGAAGAUGGCACACCACUUGGUGGAAGCUCCUUGCCACCUCCCUUCCCACCCUGUACAUUACGAACUGCUCUGACUAAAUAUGCUGAUCUUUUAGGUUCUCCUAAGAAGUCCGCUUUGCUAGCUCUGGCAGCUUAUGCAUCUGAUCCUAGUGAGGCUGAUCAGUUAAGGCAUCUUGCAUCCCCAACUGGAAAGGAUGAAUAUGCACAAUGGGUUGUUGCAAACCAGAGAAGCCUCCUCGAGGUGAUGGCUGAAUUUCCAUCAGCAAAACCUCCACUUGGAGUUUUCUUUGCUGCAGUUGCCCCACGUUUGCAGCCUAGAUUCUAUUCUAUAUCUUCCUCGCCAAGGAUGGCACCCUCUAGAAUUCAUGUCACUUGUGCUCUUGUUUAUGAUAAAACACCAACAGGAAGAAUCCACAAGGGUGUAUGUUCAACAUGGAUGAAGAAUUCCAUUCCUUCGGAGGACAGUUAUGACUGCAGCUGGGCUCCUAUUUUCGUCAGGACAUCUAACUUCAGACUUCCUUCUGAUCCUAAAGUACCCGUUAUAAUGAUCGGCCCUGGUACUGGUUUGGCUCCUUUUAGAGGUUUCCUUCAGGAAAGAUUAGCUCUGAAGGAAGAAGGAACUGAACUUGGUCCUGCAGUCUUCUUUUUUGGAUGCAGGAAUCGCCAAAUGGACUACAUCUAUGAAGAUGAGUUAAACCACUUUGCUAAAAGUGGUGCACUCUCUGAGCUAAUUGUUGCCUUCUCCCGCGAGGGGCCCACUAAGCAAUAUGUACAACAUAAAAUGGCAGAGAAGGCUUCCGAUAUCUGGAGCAUGCUUUCUGAGGGAGCCUAUGUGUACGUCUGUGGUGAUGCCAAAGGCAUGGCCAGGGAUGUCCACCGAACUCUCCAUACCAUUGUGCAAGAACAGGGAUCUAUGGACAGCUCCAAGGCUGAGAGCUUUGUAAAGAAUCUGCAAAUGAGCGGAAGAUACUUGCGCGAUGUAUGGUGAUCAGCCCCUAAAAGAUAGUAGGGAAAAUGACAAAAAAAGAUCGCGAUGCUUUUAUAGGUUAUUAAGGGGAGGCAUUGUGCAAAAGGUAUCCCCGCCUUCCUCCGCCAGCGUGAAAAUGGAAGUGUCCUUGUCGUGUUAUUGUAUUAAUUCUUCUUUUGCUUUUGGAGGAUUUUUUGGUUCAUGUAAGUUAUAAAUACAGUAGUAAUACAUGCCAUAUUUAUGUUGAACAUAUAUAUAUACAUAUAUAUAUAUGUGCCAAUAAUGGUUGGUAGCAACUUUUUAGAGGCAGGCAUAGCUGCCGGAAACUGGGGAGUCUGUAUUAUUACUAAUGAGACAGGGAGAUGGUUUUGACCGACCCACCGACAUGGAUUGAUUUUGAACUCGUAUAUAUUUAAAGUUUUUAUUUCCAGUGUUAAA
Coffea arabica (coffee) is the source of this 2870-nucleotide messenger RNA. RefSeq names its product NADPH--cytochrome P450 reductase. Gene Ontology annotation, molecular function: FMN binding; flavin adenine dinucleotide binding; NADPH-hemoprotein reductase activity. NCBI's taxonomy places the organism in Eukaryota, Viridiplantae, Streptophyta, Magnoliopsida, Gentianales, Rubiaceae. The record is from RefSeq and is a predicted model, not a curated record. Gene Ontology annotation, cellular component: cytosol.